ACUGGACUUUGGUUUCGGUCAAAAAUUUACGUAUAGUUUAAUACAAACAUACGAAAAUUCUCAAGAUUAUUACAAUAAAACCCCUUAUAUUUUCCAAUAUUUUCUAAUUUACCAUCUGAUCAAAACAAAAACCCUCAUCCCUGUCUCCCCCACUCUCGUAACCCUCUCUCGCAACUCGCCGGUUGUUCUUCCUAGCCCCUCUCUUCCGCCGUACGUUCUUCCGGUAGCCUCUCUCAGUAUCUCUUUUCUCCUCCCUCGUGCAGUGGACGCCUGGACGGAAUCAUUCUUGUCAUCUCUGCUCUGGUCGUCUCUACAUCUCUGCAUUCUCCAGAUUCCACUCCAGGUUUUAAAAGCUUCGGAAUUCCUGCUAUACCCUCAUAAAUUUCUCCAGCGGCAACGGUGAGAGUUGGAGGCUUGGAACACACAGUACCAGCGGCAGCUUGAAGGGUGGGAGCUAAAGCUUGGCAAACAAGAAAGAAUAUGAGGUAGUGCAAUAUUUAGUGUAACAAUGCUGGCUCGGUUUAUUCUAUCUCGGAAAUAUGGCACUGGUAUUGCAAUUUCCGCCAAUUCUCAGAUUGCUCAGUAUGCUCGGGUUGGCCAAAUUGAGAAAGCCCGAAGGGUGUUUGAUCAAAUGCACGAUAAAAAUAUUGUGUCUUGGAACUCAAUGGUGGGAGGUUACUUCCAAAGUAAUCAGCCAGGAGAAGCCCGGAGGUUGUUUGAUAAAAUGCAGGAGCGGAAUACAGUUUCUUGGAAUGGUUUGAUAUCUGGGUAUGUCAAGAAUGGGAUGUUUAGUGAGGCUAGGAAAGUGUUUGAUUCAAUGCCCGAAAGGAAUAUUGUUUCGUGGACGUCGAUGGUUCGAGGGUACGUGCAAGAGGGUAUGAUUUCGGAGGCUGAAUCACUCUUCUGGGAAAUGCCUGAAAAGAAUGUUGUUUCGUGGACAGUGAUGUUGGGUGGCCUGAUUCAAGAGGGUAGGAUUGAUGAUGCCCGUAGGCUUUAUGAUAUGAUGCCUGACAAGGAUGUCGUGGCAAGGACGAAUAUGAUUGGUGGGUAUUUUCAGGUUGGACGUUUGGCUGAAGCACGUGAGAUUUUUGAUGAGAUGCCGCGUAGGAAUGUUGUUUCCUGGACUAUGAUGGUAUCUGGAUAUGUGCAUAACCAACAAGUGGAUAUUGCUAGAAAGCUUUUUGAAGUGAUGCCAGAGAAAAAUGAGGUGUCUUGGACAGCAAUGCUGAUAGGUUACACUCAGUGUGGACGGAUCAUAGAGGCUUCAGAGCUUUUUCAAGCAAUGCCUAUUAAGUCAGUUGUUGCUUGUAAUGCCAUGAUACUUGGGUAUGGUCAAAAUGGAGAGGUAGCUAAGGCAAGGGAAGUUUUUGAUAAUAUGAGAGAUAGGGAUGAUCGGACAUGGAGUGCGAUGAUUAAAGUUUACGAACGGAAAGGUUUUGAAUUGGAAGCCCUUGACUUGUUUGCUUUGAUACAAAGAGAAGAUAUAAGGCCGAAUUUCCCUUCUUUGAUAAGUGUUCUAUCUGUUUGUGGCAGCUUGGCGAAUCUUGAUUUUGGUCGACAGAUUCAUGCCCAGUUGGUGAGGAACCGGUUUGAUCUUGAUGUAUAUGUUGCUUCAGUAUUGAUGACAAUGUAUGUUAAAUGUGGCAACCUUGUGAAGGCAAAACAGGUGUUUGACAGGUUUUCUGCAAAGGAUAUUGUUAUGUGGAACUCAAUGAUCACUGGUUAUGCCCAACAUGGUUUAGGAGAUAAAGCUCUACAAGUGUUUGAUGAGAUGUGCUCUUUGGGCAUAGCAGCAGAUGAAAUCACCUUUAUUGGAGUUCUUUCAGCGUGUAGCUAUAGUGGGAAUGUAGAAAAAGGUCUUGAGAUUUUUGAAACGAUGAAAUCAAAGUACCAGGUGGAGCCAGGAACUGCACAUUUUGCAUGUAUGGUUGAUCUGCUUGGUCGAGCAGGGCAAGUAAAGGAGGCAAUGGAUUUAAUUAAUAGGAUGCCAGUGGAAGCAGAUGCGAUUGUUUGGGGUGCCUUAUUAGGUGCAUGCAGACAGCACAAGGAAAUGGACUUGGCGGAAGUUGCAGCAAAGAAACUUACAGAGCUUGAGCCUGAUAAAGCAGGGCCUUACGUCUUGCUAUCAAAUAUUUAUGCAUCCCAGGGUAGAUGGCAUGAUGUUGCAGAGGUGAGGGAAAACAUGAGAGCAAGAAGUCUUCGCAAGUCACCUGGCUGUAGCUGGAUUGCGGUGGAGAAAAAUGUACAUAUGUUUACUGGGGGAGAGAGCACGGGACACCCAGAACAUGAGAUGAUCAUGAGAGAGUUACAGAGACUGGGUGUAUUAUUAAGAGAAGCUGGUUACUGCCCUGAUGGGAGCUUUGUAUUGCAUGAUGUAGAAGAAGAAGAGAAGGCGCACAGCUUGGGUUAUCAUAGUGAGAAAUUGGCCAUAGCAUAUGGGCUUCUGAAGGUGCCAAAAGGGAUGCCAAUUCGUGUGAUGAAGAACCUUCGGGUUUGUGGGGAUUGCCAUUCUGCAAUUAAAUUAAUAGCUAAAGUUACACAGAGAGAGAUUGUUUUGAGGGAUGCUAACAGAUUUCAUCAUUUUAAGGAUGGUGUGUGUUCUUGCAGAGACUAUUGGUGAUUCCAAACUUAUGGGGAUACAUCCUGGGACAGUCUGGUUUUGAGACAGGAAUUGUGCCUACCGGAGUUAAUUGACCAGGACAGAAAUUGAUACUUCCAGAUAAUGACACCUAUAUAUAGAACCAAGAGGAGAACUUGCUAAAACUUUGUUGGUACAUGGGGAGAACUUUCAAAUACGAUAACUUGUAUGCACUAGCUAUCCAAAAAAGCUUGUAAACUUCAAGGUGUAAGGCCUACAAUGAUGGUUCUGGAUUUGAAACGGUUUUGAAGUACUUAUGCUUGUGCGAAAAUGGCAUGAGGUGAAAAUUUUCUCGUGUGGAGGGCUGGAACUUGACAUGAAUGAUACACAGUGAGAUCAGCCGAGGAAGGCGAACAUAGAGCUUUUGUUGCCCUGAAGUUCAUUCAAGAAAGGUCAUCUUUUAAAUACUUUUAAAUUUCCCUGGUUCCUAGCUUAAGGUGAUCUCUUUGGGAUCAAACUUAUAGUUUCCUCUAUGCCCUGCUAUCAACUACCAUGCUAGCGAGUGCACUUUUGCAUGCAUGGUUGAGUUUGUCAAAGAGGUUUCCCGCCAAUUGAAUGGUUGGGAUGUUAGUAUAAAUAAAUUAUACUUGUAAAAUAUUUGAAGGGCAUCACUGAUAUUGACAAUUUUUGUAUAAACUUGUUGAUUUCUCUCCUUGCUGGAAACCCGUUAUUGAUUGUUUGCACAUCGGUUGCUGCCGAAAACAGCGUUGAAACAAAAGCAUUUUGCACUGUA
Malus domestica (apple) is the source of this 3371-nucleotide messenger RNA. Its product is annotated as pentatricopeptide repeat-containing protein At1g56690, mitochondrial-like. The record is from RefSeq and is a predicted model, not a curated record. NCBI's taxonomy places the organism in Eukaryota, Viridiplantae, Streptophyta, Magnoliopsida, Rosales, Rosaceae. Gene Ontology annotation, molecular function: protein binding; zinc ion binding.